AUGGAAGUUCCAUAUCACCUUUUUGAAUCUAGGAAAUUUUUGAACGCCCUCGUAUCUCAUCGGUAAGUCCAUUCUGUUCGAGCCAUUCGCUAGACACGCCUCUCAUAAAAAGGGCCAAGACUGCUGGCGUUAUGCCAAAAACCGUGUGUCUGACACCCUCCGUCAAGCCGUGGUCUCUCGAUGGCGAGGUCAGCUCGCAGGACGCCACUACCGUCCACCCGAUUCGCCACAAUCUCCUUCCACACGUCUGACCUCUCGACGCUCUCUUCCCUGUUUUUAUCUUCUUCCCAUCAAGUUCCGUCAUAAUCCUCAUCUUGAUAGGCUGGUCCGAAGAGCAUUGGCUGAAUUUGAAAAAAAAAAAGGUUUCAAAUCGAGAACUUUCUCAUUUCCACUCAACAAAAACCGUUCAACUGUUUAGAAAAAAGUUGAAAAAUUGACAUGAUUCCAAUGAAAAUUCCCAGUAAAAACUAUAAUUCACAUUUUAUUAACUAAAAAUUGAGAUUGAAAUCUUAAGCAAGAAAAAAUGGGUCAAAACCUCCUCAGAAAUCUGACUCACAAGUUUUUAGAUCAAAAUUUGGCCGGACUUCGCUUGGCGCCGCCUUUUUUUCUCACCGUCUCUGAUCCUUUCGAUUUCUCACUUUUUUUUUCAAUUUCGACUUCUAAUAGCGCGUUCAAAGAGGUUUCUAGUUAUGAAAACGUGAAGAGUUUAUUUUUCACUGUGAAUUACAUAUUUUAUUGUUUUCAUGUUUGAAUAUCAUUUUUUUAUCAGCAUUUUGAUCGUUUUCCAUUUCUUUUUCAGAUUUCGACCUCUUUUUUAAUAACACCUUGAGAACUUCAUGUUUGCUCAAUAAAUAUUUCGUUUUUUAUGAUGUUUCCUCUCAAAAAAGACGAAUGAUUCAUUUUUGAAAGUGCAAAUUGCAGAAGGACACUAGUCGAGGCUCGGCUGGAGACAUCUCGUCUUCCUUCUUCUCGGCAAACACUUUUGAGAAGCACACUCGACACAAUGGUUCGUGUCUCGUUAUCACUUAUGAAUCUUAAUAUGAAAAUUCGAAAAUUUUGACGCCUAACUCUUAUCACACACCUGUACGGUCAAUUUUGACCUGAUAAUGCUAUCUCGCCAUCAAUUUCAAACCAACUUCAUCAAGGUCAAUUUUGAAAAAAACGUUUCUCGAGACUUUCUUGAACGCAUCCAUCAUGACAGGCUCAAGGUUGAUGGGAGAUGUCGAAGGUGCACAAUAGAUACCGUAGAAGAGACCUCAAAGUGUAAUUUCCAGACGUUUGAGACAGAAAAGGCAAAGAUAACAUUUCCGAAGUGAGAAGAACAACGACUUCUAUGAAAAUUCUUCAAUUUAUAGGCUUCUCGAAAACGCUGUCUCAGGUUUCAGAAUGCGCAAAAAGUUUUGAAGAUGAAAGUUUUUGGAAUACUGUCGUAGAAAUAGUAUGAAGUCAUUUUUUUCAGCCUCCAAAGUUUGAAGCUGGGGAAUACCAGCAAGAUUUGAAAAACUGGUUCUAUAAAGAGACUAGGAAUAAACAUAAACCCAAUCCGAAAAAAAUGUUCUACUGUUUUUCUUUUUUUUUUUCUGGACCAGCCUUGAGCGACGCUAUACGGUAAGGUUUCUUCAAAAGGGCGGUCAGAAAAACGGCUGACCAGUCUGCUGCUGCUUAUGGCACUCUCCGCACGCCCAGAACAGAGUCGCCGCACUCUCCGCGCGUUAGCCGAUACCUCGUUGAUCGAGCUUCUCUGCGUCUAAUUGGGCACGCCGCUCUAAUAUUUUGGCACAGUGCCCGAAAAAAAGACAGUUGGUUAGCGAGGAGCCUAACGGAUUAAUUAGCAUACAGCGGUUCUGUCAGAGCACUGUUGUUGGUCGGUGUUGCUUUCGGAGCUAAUCCGAAGGUCAGAUCUCUAUAAUUAAACGAGGAAGCGAAAAAUUUCAACUUAUCUUUUCAGGACCGAUCGAGGAGCCAAGGCUCGCCGGCACAGUCUAAAUCGCCAGGACGUCCCAGACGUACGCAACAGGCGACCACACCAAAAUCUGAGCCGUCGACCAAGGCGGAAACUCCGGAGAAUCGACGUCGCUCUCAAAGUCGGACUCGAGGAAGACCGAAAGGCUCGACGAAAAAAGCCAAAGAAGAGAAGGAAAGACAGCGUUCUCUGACUAGAGUCAGUAACUUUUCAUUCGAUAUCUUCUGAAAAGCGAACUGUAAUAAAAAUCCAAGCUUGCAGCGCUCACCAAGUCGCUCCACAAGCCGUGGUCGUCCUCCGAAGAACCCAGCGGCCAAAGCCUUGAAAGCAACGCCAGAAAAGACGAAGAGUCCUUCCAAGAAAGUAGAUCAGCCGUCAGCCUCCAAAGCUAGCCCAGAAAGACAGAAAAGUCCUCCCAAAAAGGUCGAACGGCCGUCAGCUUCCAAGAGCGAGACUUCUUCUUUCUCUUCUUCGUCGUCGCGGAUCUCCAGGGCGUCGCCGUCGGUUCCAUCGCCGUCCAGCAUCAUGAGAGCCGCGUCCCGAUCUGCCGAACGAGCUUUCACAAAGUAUGAACCACGACUCCUGAAAACGUUGCCGGAUUUGAAGACUCCUCACUUACCGGUACGUCCCGACCUCAAAAGAGACAAAUUAAAUGAUAUAUAAAAAGUACAGUUACGAAAAAAAUCCUGUUUCACUAAUGAUGGUGUAAACUUUUUUAAAUAGAAAAAUAAUCCGAAUGAAAAAAACUGAAGUACUUAACGGAUUCAGAAGAUUCACUUUAAAAUUUUGUCAAUAUUUCUAGCUUUACUUGAUGUCAGCAGUUACCCAAAGACGGGAAGUUUCACGAGCAGAAUGAAUUGAAAGAUAAAAAUAAAAUAGGACAUUGGUAACGCUAAACGGACGUGCUCCGAACGUUUCUGAGCAUUUCUAAGGACCACUUAAAAGUUCUUACUCUACUGAAGUGACCCCAGAAGUUCUCAGAAACGUGCGGAACACGUCCGUUCCGCGUUAACGAUUUCCGUGGAAUUUUUGGCUGUAUUCUUUUUUUUCUUCUAUGGAGCAGCUUCGCUGCAAAGAGCCAGAAACUUCGUUCACGUUCAAAAUUUAUUCUUUUUUAAUUGUAGAAUUUCGCGCGCUUUCAAGAAUUUCUAUUUUUUCGACUCAUAAAACAAUUUAGAAACCUACGAAGGAGGCGGUCAAGUCGGUGAGCAGAGUCGUGGACGACCUGAAGUCUUAUCCUUACUACCGUCGUGCCAAGAACGUCUACAACCAGGCCAAACGUAACUACAAGGAGAUUUUUGUGACUUUGGGUUUCAUUCUACUCAUAGCCUUGAUCUCGCAUCUCAUCAUCCGUGUUAACCCAGCUAAACUCAGAAAUUUCAUCUUGAAUCUUCCAUACAACAUAAAGGUAGCUAUGAAAAAGAUGUUCAGUCAACAUCACUGA
Messenger RNA from Caenorhabditis auriculariae, 3407 nucleotides. Lineage: Eukaryota; Metazoa; Nematoda; Chromadorea; Rhabditida; Rhabditidae. The record is from the annotation of a GenBank genome assembly.